AGACGCCAAUAAGGUAGCAGAAGAACCCAUUUCCUCCAUGAGGACGGUGAGAAGCUUUGCCGAACAAGAGCGAGGAGGCCAACAACUACCGCAGCAAGCUGUUGGUAAUGUUCCAGCUCAACAAGAAACAAGCCCUGGCCUACUCCUGCUACACGUGGUCCAGCUGUAUCUUAGAGCUGGCCUUAGAGGUUGCUAUUCUCUAUUAUGGCAGUCACCUUGUAGUAACGGGUCAGAUGAGUAGCGGUGCCUUGAUAUCAUUCUUCAUAUAUAUGCUGGACUUGGGAGAAUGUCUGGAAAAUAUUGCAUCUGUUUACACGGGACUAAUGCAAGGAGUGGGAGCAGCUGAGAAGGUUUCUGAAUACCUGGAUAGAACACCUAAACACCCAGCUGAUGGCACAGAGGCUCCAGACACAUACACGGGUCUGGUUGAGUUUAAAAACAUCACAUCUACCUACCAAACACGCCCGGAAACGGAAAUUCUCAAGUUUUGUUCAGAGGGAUGUAGCUGUGUUGAUGACUGUUUUAACCCUCAGGCAUCAGUUUAAUUUACUACCCUCUUAAGUCACUAAGGACAAAAAUGUCCACUUCCAAAAAACUGCUAUGAAAAUAGAACAGA
Messenger RNA from Labrus mixtus (cuckoo wrasse), 616 nucleotides. RefSeq names its product ABC-type oligopeptide transporter ABCB9-like. Bases 108 to 545 code for a protein of 145 amino acids. Gene Ontology annotation, molecular function: ATP binding; ABC-type oligopeptide transporter activity. Gene Ontology annotation, cellular component: membrane. Gene Ontology annotation, biological process: transmembrane transport. The transcript has 3 exons. Lineage: Eukaryota; Metazoa; Chordata; Actinopteri; Labriformes; Labridae. The record is from RefSeq and is a predicted model, not a curated record.